This is a messenger RNA of Spodoptera litura, 2934 nucleotides long. RefSeq names its product solute carrier family 22 member 7. Gene Ontology annotation, biological process: transmembrane transport. Gene Ontology annotation, cellular component: membrane. Gene Ontology annotation, molecular function: transmembrane transporter activity. NCBI's taxonomy places the organism in Eukaryota, Metazoa, Arthropoda, Insecta, Lepidoptera, Noctuidae. The record is from RefSeq and is a predicted model, not a curated record.
GUCCCGACUGCUUGCUCGGCAGCGGCACAACCUCGCCGACCUUCUGGCUGGAGGGACGCCGCCGCCGCCGCCGCGUCACUCACAAGCUCACUUAGUUGCGCGCUCGUCCUAACUUUGUUGACAACCGUCGACUUAGACACAAAUAGCAGCUCAGCGAGAUAGUGCACACAGUCGAGACAGUGCAGUGGCAGCAGUGCAAUGACGGGCGCCACAGUGCUUAGCGAGGAGUGGAGCUCAGGCUGGGGGCGCUGGCAGGCGCGGCUGGCGCUGCUGCUGGCGCUGCCGGUGCUGCUGACGGGAGCAUACGGCACCAACUACGUGUUCCUCGCUGCGCCCACGCCGCACAGAUGCCACGUGCCGGAGUGCGAGGGCAACACGUCCAUGGGGGUGGCGAGCUCGGAGCAGUGGGCGGCCGCCGAGUGGUCGCAGUGGGCGCUGCCGGCGGACGCGCGCUGCGAGCGCUGGCAGCCCAGCCACCACGCAUGCGCGCCGCACGUCUUCGACAACACCAGCGCCGUCGCCUGCGACUCCUACGUCUACCAGCACGGCAGCAGUAUCGUGUCUGAGUUCGACCUCGGCUGCCAGGAGUGGAAGCGCUCCCUGGUGGGCACCGUGCAUAACAUUGGCAUGCUCAUAUCGCUGCCCAUCAUGGGUUUCGUCUCCGACAGAUGGGGCCGGCGCACGGCGCUGGUGGUGAGCGGGUGCGGGGCGGGACUGCUGGGCCUGGCCAAGUCCUUCGCCACCUCGUACUACACCUACCUGCUGGGCGAGCUGCUGGAGACGGUGCUGGGCGCCAGUGUCUACCCCUCCGCUUUCGUGCUCAUGAUCGAGUGGCUGGGCGUGGAGCACCGCAUCCUGGCCAGCCUGGUGCUGGGCGUGCCGCUGUCGCUGGGCGCGGCGGCGCUGGCGCUGGUGGACUACCUGGCGGGGUACUGGCGCACAUGGGCGCGGCUGGCCUACCCGCCCUCGCUGCUGCUGCUGCUGUACCCGUGGCUGCUGCCGGAGAGCGUGCGCUGGCUGGUCUCGCGCGGCCGCAUGCACGACGCUGCGCACGUCAUCAAGAGAGCCGCGGAGUACAACGGAGCGCGUGUCCCUGCCGAGGCACUGGAGAAGAUGCUGCUGGAACGGGAGCAGAUCGGCGGCAGCGCAGAGACCAACAUUGAUGAGGGCCUGUUCACAGCGCUGCUCAAGUACGGCGCGCUGCGGCGGCGGCUGGGCGUGUGCUGCGUGUGGUGGAUGUCGGCGGUGUUCGUGUUCUACGGGCUGGCGGUGUCGGCGCACGGGCUGCGCGGCGCGGGCGGCGUGCACGCCACGUACGCGCUGGUGGCGGCGGCCGAGCUGCCGGCGCUGGUGCUGAACACGUUGCUGCUGGACCGCGCCGGCCGCCGCCCGCUGCUCACCGCCGCGCUGCUGCUCACUGCCGCCGCGCUCAUUACCAUUCCCUGCCUGCCGGAAGGGAGUGGCGGCUGGGGCACGGCGCUGUACCUGGUGGGCAAGAUGGGCGCCACGAUGACGCUGAACGCGCUGUACGUGUACACGGCGGAGCUGUUCCCGACGCGCGCGCGCCAGCGCCUGCUGGCCGCCUGCUCCACGUUCGGUCGCGUCGGCGCCAUCCUCGCGCCGCUCACUCCACUGCUGGCGGUGUACCGGUGGUGGCUGCCCACGCUGUUGUUCGGGUCGCUGCCGCUGGCGAGCGCGGCGCUGACGCGGCUGGUGCCGGACACGCUGCACCGCCGCCUGCCGGACUCCUUCGCGGACCUGGACGCGUCCUCCCAGGACGAGUCCUCGGCGCGCGCCACUCCGGUCGACGACUCCGUGUGACACGGCGCCCGGCGCCCGGCGCGGCUGUGUUCUGUCUACAAGUUGCACUUGAGAUGUAAUUUCGACUAGCUCUCUGCUGUCGUAGACUGCGUUGUACUGUAGAUAUGUACUCGACCUCGUUCUAGAGGUUACAUUCGUAGUCUUACUGCGCACGCAGUGUUGCAGACUGCGCUUCGAUUAUAUUGGUAUUCCUAGGCAAUAAGUUUUACAUUUCUGAACCAUCCCAUUUCAUUUAUUGUUUUGGUUAUUUCAAAAUAAUAUUAUUUGUAGAAAACACAAAUACCUUUAUUAGUGGAUAAGUUAAAUAUUGUAAGUAAUAUGAUUAUCUACAAAUUGUGUUUUAAAAACACAAAUGUGUAGAAACGAUGAUGUAACAUGUAGAUAGGUGUAUAGUAAGUACUACCUAUAAAUAUAAAGACAAAUUAAUAGUGAUUAACAAAUUAUUGUCUGCCACACCUUAUAUAUAAGAAACAGUAAGGGUACGUGUUAGAUACUAUAGCACCCAGAGGCGAAUUAAACCUAGACAGCGCUCUAGGCAGGCUCUUCAUAGUUGCCUUAAUUUUUUUAGCCCCGCCAUCCCUCCCUGGGCACGCGCGGCACGUGGCGCCCCCUCGUGACGUGGCGCCGGGCACUUGCCUAGUUUGCCUUAGGGCGCAGAUAGCACCUAUAUAUUAAUAUAAGUAAUUGAAAAGACAGAACAUAAUAUUAGUUGUUACAAUACUGUUGUAUGUAUAAUAAUAUGUUUGUCACCAGGCAUGGUCUGUGUUACACGAGCAUAUAACAUGUAUUAUAUAUAAUUGCAGAAUCAUUCGAUAUUGUAAACCAAAGCUGUGAAACGGCUGGAAUUUUAAAAGAAUUUUGGUAAUUAAUGCAACCGAUAGUGAGACUGUGGUUGUGCCUACAUUACCUACUUACUUGUUUUGUAAAAACAUUGAGUUAAUACCUACUUAAUUAUAAUUAUAGAUAACUAAGAAAAUAUAGUAAAUAAUUAAAACUUAUCGUUUCAUUUGUUUCUCACCGUUACGUAUACUAAGAUUUCAUUGUACAUAUGUUUGUAUGCAUUAAAUUGGAUUCUAAACAUUAGGACCGAAUUAAAAAUAUAUAUUUACCAUU